Molecule: messenger RNA, 1645 nt
Organism: Coffea eugenioides
Lineage: Eukaryota; Viridiplantae; Streptophyta; Magnoliopsida; Gentianales; Rubiaceae
Product: lipase-like
Exons: 12
Coding region: 71-1378 (435 amino acids)
Biological process (GO): lipid metabolic process
Source: RefSeq, a predicted model, not a curated record
CUACAUUUUUGCUUCGGCGAAAGAAAUCGAGAAAAAAAAAGCAAAGAAGAGAGAAAACCCUUGAUGUCCAAUGGCUAGAGGUCCUCGGGCGACGAAGGAAUCAUCUCGAUCAUUGGAGGAGAAGGUGCCGGUGUCAAAUUCGUCGGAGGAAGAGGAAGUGGAGCGAGAAGUUAAUGUUAAUGACCAAGUUGGGGAAGAAGACGCGGAGGAGCUCGAAGCCGUUGAGAGAACUGCGGACUAUUCCGAUGAAGAAGAAAAUGAUGCUGCCGCUAACCACGGUGGUGGUGAGCUGGACGACGAAGAGGAGAGGAUGGCUUGCAAAUGGGGGUUAGUGGUGGCAAUUUUGAUAUCUUUAUGUGCAAUUUCAACUGGAAGAGAGCUUAAGGUCAAAACCAAGCAUAAGGAUCAUCAGCCAGUGUACAGUCACACACUUGCAAGAGUAUUGGCAGAAUAUGCUUCAGCAGUCUACGUGUCAGAUACAACACAAUUAUUUACUUGGACAUGUGAAAGAUGUAAUGAUCUCACCGAGGGUUUUGAAAUGAUAGAGCUGAUUAUUGAUGUUCAAUGCUGUCUCCAGGCAUUCGUAGGAGUAGCAAAGGAUCUCAAUGCUAUUGUAAUUGCAUUUAGAGGCACUCAAGGAACCAGCAUACAGAAUUGGGUUACAGAUUUGUACUGGAAGCAACUUGACAUAAAUUACCCUGGAAUGGAUAAUGCAAUGGUGCACCAUGGUUUUUAUGCUGCAUAUCACAAUACAACUUUACGUCCAGGAAUUUUAAGUGCUGUUGAAAGAGCAAAGGAGUUAUAUGGUGAUAUUAAAAUCAUGUUGACAGGGCAUUCGAUGGGAGGAGCUAUGGCUGCUUUCUGUGCACUGGACCUCACGGUCAAUAUUGGAGAGAAAGAUGUUCAGGCUGUAACAUUUGGACAACCUCGAAUUGGUAAUGCAGCUUUUGCAUCCUACUAUAGUAAAUUCGUUCCUAAUACAAUCAGGGUUACACACGAGCAUGAUAUCGUGCCUCAUUUGCCGCCUUAUUAUUAUCAUUUCCCUCAGAAGACGUAUCAUCACUUCCCAAGAGAGGUGUGGCUUUAUGAUAUUGAUUUAAGAAGUUUAGUUUAUACGGUUGAGAAGGUCUGUGAUGGUUCUGGUGAAGAUCCCACAUGUAGCAGGUCAGUGGUUGGAAACAGCAUUCUUGAUCAUUUGGCAUAUUAUGGUAUUCAAAUGGGGUGUGAGGAAGGAGGCUCGUGCAGCACAAUCAUGGAUCCUAGUUCUGUUGCAUACAGAACCAUGGAUAUUGAAGGAAAUUUUGUGUUAUCUCGAAAUUUAUCAUUCGAUAGUUUGAGAAGAAGCUCAGAAGUGAAGGGUCAGGUGGAUUCAAUGUAGAUAUGUUAUUACUCUGUAAAUGGACGAGAUGUCGCCGCAUUCUUUUGAUCCUUUCGCUGGGGUUCUGCAGCUCUGAAGUACACUGCUGGAAAUUGGUAUUUCUCAGGCAUGGUUGGGAAGAAUUACCUGUAUAUAGUUAACAGAUAAUUUUCUGAAACGAAAAGGGGAAUUGCUACUGGCUUCCAUCUUUGUUUAUGUAAAUACAUUAAUUGUUGAUAUAUACAAAGAUUAAGCAACUGGGAGGUGAUGGAGUCAUUGAUCAUUCUC